This is a messenger RNA of Schizophyllum commune H4-8, 1775 nucleotides long. RefSeq lists its product as uncharacterized. The transcript is spliced from 5 exons. Bases 90 to 1742 code for a protein of 550 amino acids. The record is from RefSeq and is a predicted model, not a curated record. NCBI's taxonomy places the organism in Eukaryota, Fungi, Basidiomycota, Agaricomycetes, Agaricales, Schizophyllaceae.
GCCGCCGUUCAUGAUCAUCAUGCCCGCACGUCCUCGCCAACGACGCCGCCUGCCCUCCACUGUUGAGCGCGUCCGCUCCUUUGCAGGUCAUGAUACUCCCCAGGCCGUCCCGUCUAUUCCUACUCAAUGCCGUCCUCUUGACCACCGCACUCCUCGUCUUCCUCCUCCAUCCUCGAUCGGGACACGUUUCGCGCGACCUCCUCAGGUCCUGGCUUACUUCCCCACCCCAGCAAGCACUUUGCCCCUCGCCUCACGUACUUGACCGGGAUCCUAUCGAACACGAGCGACAGCUGUGCCAUACACUUCCCACUAUCAUCGACGACUUCAAGGCCGAGCUCUGCUACGAACCCGAGCUCCCUAGUGCGUUCACCCUUCGUGUGUGGAGGGGGGACGCGGCUGCCUGCGAAGCAGCGGAGGCUUCCCCUGAUCCGAGUGAGGAGCCAAGUUUGAGCGACUGGAUCCGCCGCAAUCGUGGUCCGGACUCCUUCAUCCUCACCACGGACGGCGCAGAACGGAUCGACACGCAGUGGAGUACAUACGAGGGGAACUGCUCGUAUCGCUUCGAUGUUCAAUUGCACAAUGCGGGGGACGUAUACAUACGCUCGUGGCUCGCGUAUGAGCGCUACGAAGGCUUCAACGAGGCCAACGCGACGGGGUCACUUCCCUGGCCAGAACUGCAACUCCGCCCCCUCCUCGCGCACGCCGUCCUCUUACCCGCGCACUCCCUCUGCCGGAGUUACAUCCCCUCGCCUCUGAACGCAUCGCAUCACCUCGCGAUACCAGGGAGCCCCUACCCCGUCGACGACGACUCUGCGCUUCCAGCGUGCUCGGGCCAGGAUCCGACCCGAGGCACCUACGUCCCCCACCACCCCCUCGACCUCCUAGAUUCGCCCAUACAGUGGCCAGCCCCUGGGGGCCGUCGAAUUGGCGAGCGCUAUCGCUUCGUACCCGCGGGCUGCAAGUGGAAGCACGCCGGGAUGCGGUUCGCGAAUAUAGAGGCUUGCACGGCGAAACGACACCACAUCUUGUCUAUCGGCGAUAGCCACGGGCGCCAGUUGCAGGACGGCCUCAUCCAUCGUCUCAGCGGGCUUCCCAGCGUCGCGCUAGAGUCGGGCAAGGCGGACUUCAAGAACGGCAGCGUCGGCAAUAUCGAUUUCUUUUUCCGUUGGGCGCCAUUCGGACAUCUCUUUGCCAGCGCUGAUUUGCUGGAGAGCGACGUCUGCGCCUACAUGCGAAAACACCAGGUGGACGUACUCAUCGUCAGCGUCGGAUAUCACUUAGCUGUCGGCCACCCGACCGCCGUCCUUCUCGAGCGUACGCGCGUGAUCAUGGACGCCGUCGAUCGCUGCUUUCCACCGCGAUCCCCAUUGGAGGAGCGAACUCCUGAUGGGCACGGGAUACCGCAUGCCCACUCGCACCAGAAGCCAAGCGCCUACACUGGACCUCGCGUGCGCAUCAUGCUCACCCCCGCGGCACCGGGGCCCCUCACUACGGACCGCGUCCGACGAGAUAACCGGCACACCACGCACAACCGGCUGCGCUACUGGUCCGACGCGAUGGUGCCCCUCGCGCGGUGGCGCGGCUGGUCGGUGAUUGACCAGUUCGCGCUGACGGCGCCACUCGCGUGGGAGACGCUGGUGUCGGACGGGAUACAUUUUAUGAUGACGGAUGCGCAUGAGGCCUUGGUGGACGAGGCGCUCGGGAAGAUGGGGAUAUGUCCGGAGGCGAGUGCGUAUCGAUAGCCUUGCAAUCUGACGAUACUGGGGAGAUGCAAG